Messenger RNA from Penicillium longicatenatum, 2115 nucleotides. RefSeq lists its product as uncharacterized. The record is from RefSeq and is a predicted model, not a curated record. The transcript has a single exon. Bases 1 to 2115 code for a protein of 704 amino acids. Gene Ontology annotation, molecular function: protein binding. NCBI's taxonomy places the organism in Eukaryota, Fungi, Ascomycota, Eurotiomycetes, Eurotiales, Aspergillaceae.
AUGACUGCGCCCGAGCCCCCGAUGAGCUUGGAGGGACAUUGCUCCGCAGUCCACGACAGCACUCUCUACGUGUACUCCCCCGAUGGGUUCGCCUCCCUUCCCCUUGGACAUAAUGCCACUUGGAACCCGUUAUCACCGGGCGUGAACGUUACUGGAGCCGCAUGUGUUACCGCGGCAAUUGAUGGUGAUAACAACAAUCUGGCAUUCUACGUAGUCGGCGGGACCGGCAGCUCCAACAACACCGGCCUGCAAAGGUACUCAUAUCAGGACCAGCAGUGGUCGACCUUGCAUGGCUCAUCGUACUUGAUCGACCUACUUGGACAUGGCGUGGGUUAUCUCGAAGAUGCGGCUUCCAUUUUAGUGUAUGGUGGAAACCAGAAUUCCAACACCGCCUCGCAAUCGACCUAUGUGCUAUCGACAUCCUAUCCUUAUGGCGCUGAUGCCAAAACGCCCCAAGGCGUUCCCUCGGCAGCUUCACCGAUGCUUUUGAAGUGGAAUGAAUCAACAAUUGCCUUGAUUGGCGGCUACACGUCCACCACCGAGGUUUAUAUCUAUGGAAAUUCAACUGGCUGGGUAGCCUCUGGAGCGACACUUCCAAGCGACGUCGCGUCAGCAACUGGUCGCUUCGCUAUCGUGAGCGAUGACGAAGGUAACAAGAUCUUGGAGGACUUCGACAUGAGCGUUUCGCCGAAUACUAUCACCAGCUACGAAAUGAUCAAAGAUGGCUUGGCCAAGUCCCCAGCCUCGGUCAUAGGAUCCUCAUCUUCAAAACGGAGUCUAAGCGACUAUCCCUCGUACAACAGCACAAAUGCCGGAACCACGACACGUUCUGAUUACGCAAUUGCUCAAAGUAGCAAUAAUCUGGUUGUCAUCUCCAGCGGCAGCGGCAACAACUCAGUGUCUAUCUUCAACCAAACGUCUAAUAGCUGGGUCAAUACAACGGAGCUAUUCGGUAGUGGCACACAGAAGGUUCUACACGAACAUACCACCACCGCCACUGCAUCUAGCACACCCACUGUCACAGCCUCUUCUACCGCCUCCACCACACCGAGCUCAUCCCCGACUGCUGCUGCUGCUGCUUCCGGCAGUUCCGGCGAGCAAGUCGGAGUGAUUAUCGGUGCUACUCUUGGAAGUAUUUGUGGUGCUAUCGUGAUCCUAGUUGCCAUCUUGGUGCUACUUCGCCGCAAAAGAGAGCAACAAAACCCAGAAGCUCAAGGAAAUGGCGGAGAUAGGAAAGAUCGCCUCAGUUUCCAAGAUCAGGGAAUAGAACCCCUGACUGAAAGAGCUUACCCCAUGGCAAAGAGCCCAGUCCCCGUUGCAACGAUUUCCGAUGACUCCCUUGCCAUUAUGUCGGGCAAGUAUGCCGGAGAGAAAGCUUUGAGAGCCCCCAACCAAAGCUAUGGAUAUGGACUAGGCAAGCAAGGUCUAUCACCGAUCCCGUCUAGUGGACUGGCUCCAUCAAGCAUGUACUCGGAUGACUCAGAUCGAUCUGCCGCCGUCGCUGCCGCCGUUGAAGCUAUCUCCAGCCCUGGAAACAAGCCUGGGGAUCGAACUACCGAUGAAGGAUGGGGCAAGUAUUUUGACGACAAUCGCGCGACGAGCCUUGCUGGAAUGCAGUCCGAUCGCUCCACCAUGAGCUCUGCCUACACCAAAUCCGAUUAUCGCGGUAGCAGCGCCUGGCCAAUGUCCAAUCUUGCUCCAUUAGAUUUCGGAUUCCUUGACCAACCAAAGCCGCUCGGUCAAGUCCACAGUGGCAGUCCCACAACAGAGAUUGGCGGCCACACUGGCCGCAGCCUAGUCAUCCCCGAAAGCCAAUCUGCCCGUAUAUCCAGUGCCGACUCAGUCAGCAUUGCCUCGGACGAUGACCCACACGAUACAAACUGGACUGGCGCAGGCCACAGCAGCUGGCUAGGACGUCCAACCAGCAGCAAUUACAGCAACAGUUAUUACGGCGCAAGCAACACAAACCUCCCAGCUACAAAUUCUCAAGCUUUCGCCCGGAACUCAAAUGCCCGCAAAUCCAGCGUCAUCAUACCGGACGAUAUUGAUGAGCUUCCGCCUUCUGGAAAUUACAAUUCAGAUAUGAGCUGGCUCAACCUCCAUGCCGAACGCUAA